Saccoglossus kowalevskii is the source of this 2708-nucleotide messenger RNA. RefSeq names its product thyrostimulin beta subunit-like protein 1. The record is from RefSeq and is marked provisional. Gene Ontology annotation, biological process: G protein-coupled receptor signaling pathway. Gene Ontology annotation, cellular component: cytoplasm; extracellular region. Gene Ontology annotation, molecular function: hormone activity. NCBI's taxonomy places the organism in Eukaryota, Metazoa, Hemichordata, Enteropneusta, Harrimaniidae.
CAACGACGUUGAAAGGGCGGCAUGAAAUUGUCGAAGUUAUCUUUCAAGUUUCUCUGAUCAACUGAUGGUUAUUUGCGUUUUUCACUGAAGAGGACUCGAACGGGAACGCAAUUACACAUAAGCCACAUCUUGGGAGGCAUUAGUGAUCUUCCAUUCAGGUACUCGUUAGCUGAUAUUACACCGCUAGCAGAUUUUAGAAUGAGUCAGCAAAAGUCAGCCACGAACCACAUGUCUGCAGUUGUACUAGUAGUGGGAUUGGCGGUGGUUGUGCAGGCGACGUUGAAUGUCAACCCAUCCACGACGACCAGGUGUCUUGUUAGAGAGUACAACAAAUACAUUGCUGUGAAAUCAGGUUGUGAGCCCCAACGCAUCACGAUAGACGCAUGCUGGGGGAGAUGUCAGACAUUUGAGGUACCGGAUUUGCUGCCACCGUACACAGCAGCCAAUCACACCAUGUGCCAAUAUGACGUCACGGAAUGGCGUACAGUUGAACUCAGUGAUUGUAACCCGGGCGUCAAUAGAACGUUUGUGUAUUUAAACGCAUUAAGUUGUUCCUGUACGAAAUGUUCGACCAAACAAUCAGAUUGUGGAUAUGGAGGCUAAGUCGGGAACACGUUGCAGACAAUUUAAUGAGAUUUAUGUGGAAGAUAUGAUGACAUUGCCUCUGAACAAUCCAAUCCAAUACUACACUAGACAUCGACUGGUGUUCAAAAUUAAUAUUUUGCCCCAUCAAUGACAUCCCCAAACAAUGGUUAAUUGAAACAUAAUACUGAAGUAUGGUUUUAUCGGCCAUCAUGUCAAAUUGUGCUCAGUAUUAAAGCGGAGUGGUCGUAACCUGCGCAAGCGCGGGAAUUGAGUCCCAAGCGACGAUAACAACACACGCUAAAACGCAAAGGCUUAUUGGUAAACGCGUGUUUGUAACAAUGAUACGCUGUGCCCGUCUGCCGCAUGCGCAGGUGAUGACUCCCCCGCUUGAAGGGUUUAGUAUACAGUCUUUAUGGUCAUUUGUAUGAAAUCGUAGAUGGUCGUUUUCACAACUAAGCUCAGUCGAAUCGACAAGCAUUCCCUUUUAACACCUGAUGGGUGGCAAAAUUAGACUGUCAAACAUAACACUCGAUUGACCAUCUAUGUUUGCCACUCGGCUUGUACAAACUAUGCUGUAUAUAUCUCAAAUUCUGCACAUAUUAUAUUUUGAAAUUUAGUAUUGUGCUUAAACCAUCUUGAAUUAAUCAAUGGACGUUCUCGAAUUUCCGUGCUCAUAUGCUGCCUCGACAUGGUAGCCUGGUGUACCAGCCUGAGUAUUGCAACAAUUAAUUAAGCUACGCAUACACACAGCUUCAAUUUGAUUGGACAAAAUCCCCCAAUUUGAAAGGCUGUGGCACAAAUUAGUUAAAUCAUGCUCACUUCAUGGUUACGGUAUAUAAACCACGUUGUUUAUAUGCAGUAACUGUCACAAGUGACCAUGAAUUAUUUAGUGUAUAAGCAGGGGUUCGCCGCCACUGGUGAGCUAUUCGUGGACACAUUAAGCACAUGUAUUGUUACACAUACGUACUUUCGAUUUCGAACACACUGUUAUAAACGAGAUUAGCUGUCAAUAUUCAUUAUAAUCCCCUGUGACCGUCCGUCAUUGUUUGUAAAUAUUUAAUACACUUUUUGGAAAUGAUACAAUCCCAAUUUUAAAUGCCUAACUCGUUGAUUUUGUCACAGAAAUGAAUAAAAAUCAUACCUAAUCAAACCAAACGCUGCAUGUACAAGGGAACGUCACAGAGAUUCUCGUGCAUUCCCCGCACCGGUGACGGUGAGCACAACCUUAUUUUGAACCAGCAAUGGAUUUGACCUAACAUUUAAUGCUUUAAUAAGAAAUGUCAACUGUUUCAUGUACAGUCACCUUGAGCUUUGCUAACUCUCUUCUUCUUACAAAUGUAUUUAUUCAAAUGUUAUUUUUGUACCUGUAUUAAUACGUGUUGUUAUUUCACUAAAACAUUCAAAUUCACCAAUGUGUUAUUGUGGCUGCUUGGUUAAACUAUCGAUACUCAUAAUCUAGUUCAGUAGAUCAAUAUAUGAGCUAGGGAACACGUUGAAACUAAAUGGAUUACGUGCUUGCUCUGGGCAAACUUGACCCUGUCAUUUGCACUAGUUAUUUAUUAUAGUUUGUGGGACUUUAACCAGUAUAUUAAAUAUUGACCUCAAGUUUACUUCGUUAUAUCCUCGUACAAGGACAUAACCUCUCUACAGAGUCUUUCAUACUUGCAAUUUACCUAGUCAUGUGAUUUUAGCUUGGCGUUGAUUGUGGGAUAGGUGUGUAAUUUACAUUUUCGAAGCAGAUCGUGGAAUGAUUCACGAUUCAGCACACAUACCUCUAUGGCGUGGUUGUUUCGUAGGAUAGUUAUUCCACUCGCGACACUAACUCACUAAAGCCACGCGUGCACUCAACAUGUUUGAUGAUGAAGGAGGGAUAUACACUGAAAGCUUCUGAGCUUUUUGAUUUAGUGUCACGUGGUGUGAAGUGUAGAGGAUUAUGGGAGCCAAAACGAACACAUUAGCGUAGAGUAGGUACGUGAGGAAUACAGCGUAAUAAUUAGUAUGAUUUGUGGAGUUAUAAUAACAAUAAGGUCAAGCUCUUUACUUUAUGUAUAACUACUUGAUAGAAAUGUGAAUGUCGCUAAAAAUCCACUAUAUUGCAAUAAAAAGUGUAAUAUUGUACUUCA